Messenger RNA from Symbiodinium sp. CCMP2592, 6963 nucleotides. Lineage: Eukaryota; Dinophyceae; Suessiales; Symbiodiniaceae. The record is from the annotation of a GenBank genome assembly.
AUGGACACGUCUCCUCGCGGCAGGUCGCCGUUCUCGGUAACCACGGUGGGAGAGUCGCCCGAUGGCAAGAAAACCACAGGAUCUGCUGGAUCUGCUACCGACGAGGAGUGGAUGCACCCGUCGAUUCCGUCUCCAGACACACCUGUGAUUUUCAUUCCGUCUCCCAAAGGCCUGGUUGUUGACUGGUCAGCCAUGCCGCUGAGUCCGGAGACACCCACGAAGGCCAUCGCCAGUGCCGAGAAAUCCAUGAAGAACGAGGCGAUGGUGUCGAAAGGCCUGGUUGCUGACUGGUCCGCCAUGCCGGCGAGCCCAGAGACACCCACGAAGGCCAUCGACAGCGCCGAGAUAUCCGUGAAGACUGCAAUGGCGUCGACGAGCCGUGGACCGGCCCCGGAGAUUGAGAAGAUCACAGACGAGCUCCUCAAGACUCCCGAGAGAAAGAACAGAGGUCUUCCGGGAUCUCCUUAUGAGUACACCAAGAAGGCUCUUCAUCGUGCUGCUGUACAUGAUCAUGCCGAGCAGGCGGCCCGAGUCCCGCUCGCCGCCCUCGAAGCUGGCAUCCCUGUUAAGAGUGAAGAGCAGGCACUUGCUAUGAACACCGUAGUCAGUGAUCUCGUUCGCGCCCACGUCCGAGAGCCGUGGCAGUGCUUCUGGGCGGAUGUGAUCCACGAGUUGGAGGAGAAGCAAAAGGGGUCCGCGAAGAAGCUCUUUGCAACUUUGCCAGGGCCAGCACGUAGCCAAUAUGUGGAGGUGUCGCUUGCUGAGCUCUAUGCUGUUAUGCAACACUCCCGCUCGGGCGACGGCCGUCCUUGGCACUUCCUGGAUCAUGUGAGCAAGCGGCAGUGGCUACCGACUUCCGUGAGUGACCUUAUGGAUGUGGCCCCGCCCUCCUGGCGCCCUGCAGUGCUGCGGUUUGGAUGGAAUGACCACAAGCAUCCACAGAAUGUCAAGCACUGCCCUUUCCCGGAUCUCGAGGAGGAGCUGCAGGAGGCCUUGCAGUCUAUCUGCCGUGCACUCCCGGAUGAGCCUUGGGUCGAGAGCAUGCUGUCUGUGCACGGACAGUGCCUGGCAGCUGCAGUGAGCGAGACUUCCAAGCGUGCCAUUGAGUCUAGCGAGUCCAUGAAGGAUGCACAGCAGCCAAUCAAGGUGAUGAAGUCUGAGCCAGGCCAAGCUGCAACAGUCCGUGUGAAGCUGGAGCCGGGAGCAGGGCUUGCAAUCGCCAAGAAGCUGCUGGCAGCAUAUCCCUACCGAGACAUCACUGCUAGUCUUCUAGACCUAGGUCAGGUGCUUCGAGGUUGCUUGUCCGUGGCUGGGAAACACUUCGGAAACUCUUGGCCAGGGCAGCUCUGCAUUGGCAGCUGCGGUGAUGUUCAGUCGUGGAGGGGCCAGGAGUCCAGGAACCUGGCGGGUGUGCUGUACUCCGAAAAUCAUUGGGCCCUCUUGUGCAUCUUCAACGGCAGGGCCCUUGUGUAUGACGGGUUACGCAACAGCACCUGCUACGAUCAUGCAGUUGCCUUCGUCAAGUACUGGGAGGAGCUCGGGCACGUUGUUGCUGCACCUCUUGCUUUUGCGGCCUGCACUGCUCAGCCUGAUCAGUGGUCUUGUGGACACCGAGUUGUGCUGCACCUGGAUUCGGUGCUGCAAGCCUUGCAAUCCACCGGAUGUAUGCCAGAGGCCGUGCAGGUCUCUGCAAGCCAAGUGCAGGGCUUCGUAUCCAGCUUAGGUCCCGCAGCUCCGGCGAGUUCGCAUGCCAGCUCAAAGCCAAGCAAGCCAUCAGUGCCGGCGAGCUCCACGAAGCAGUCCGCAGAGCCCUCCACUCCUGUGCGAUCCGGCAAACGCCCUGCCGCUGACUCUGUCGAGGCAGAUCAAAGGAUGACACCUCCCAGACCGGAUCGUCCUAGGUCCUCUGCUCUGCAGGCAUCUCCCGCAGGCACAGAUGCCAGCACGCCUCGCCAGGUGGUACAGAAGACAAGUAAGAAGGCCCGCAAGUCUGCCAAGGUGCAGGCCGAGAAGCCUUUGUCCAAGGCCAAGCUACGGGAGAAAGGGACCGAUCUAGCCCGGCAGGCUCACAUAGAUCAUGCUCUUUUCCAACGAGAGCACUAUGCUCACGGGGUGGAAGAGACACCGGGGCACUGGCGUAACUUGCUUAUGGCCACAGCAGCUCCGGAUGAGAUCUUGAGGCCUCUCACUUGUCAUGUGUGUAUCAGGUUGAGGCAGCGGAUGCUGCAGAUGGGGACAGGGCAGGCAGAGGCAGCAGCUUCCGGCUGCGCCGCAGUGGUGCCUGCCGAAGCGGAUGCGGAGACUAACCCACCGGCCUUGGGUCCCGAAGUUCAUCACAGAGGCAGGCCCAAGGCAGGGGAGCAUCGCUGGAGGCUGGCAGCUUUCAUCCGUGAGAAGAGGAGCCAGGUCUACACACAGACUUCCCAGAGCUGGUCUAAGCAGGCCGUGUACUACUGCCGAGCAUGUGAGGUCGAGAAGAAAUUCUGCAGUCACACAUGCAAAAAGAAGGUCGAUGAUCACGAAAGGAGUCGUCGGCAUCGUAAUGGUCUGCGACGCCUCGGCAUUCCCUGCAUCAGGUCGUGGCCUUGGUCGCCCACGAUGCCGCCAAGCCGCAGUCCCAGGAGUAUCGGUGCCAAGGAGUCUCCUGGAAACGACAAAACUUUGUCCUUGCAUCCCAUUGUGGACUCCGUAGUCAACUACAUCCAAGCGGGACAGCCAAGCCUGAUAGUUGCCCAGGGCGAGCAGGAUCCCAUGGCGGAUGCUCUGUUUGUUCAUUGUGGAGAGACUGUCUUUGUGAAGUCCAAGCAGUGCAAGGGGCAUUGCCGACGAGUGGACGUUGCUUGCACAACAUGCCUCACCUUGUGUCGAAAGAAAGCUUUUCGAGUGUGCCUCGCCUCGAGAUCGUAUCAGGUGGACUUGGCUCGAUAUGCACACGUGCUCUUCCAUGCCAGCGAUUCUGACAUUCGUGCCGUCGAGGAGCUCAUUCGGGGCAGGGACUACAUGCUCUUGGAGCUCAAGGGCGAGGACUUCGACAACAUCGCCGCCGUGCCCAGCAAGCUCGACCGCAUCCGCCUGAUCCGCAAGCGCUUCAUGCACAUCCCAUCUUGGAGGAUGUCCCCGGCUUUCCGGACCUUCAUGGAGGUGCGCCUGCCCAAGACGCCAGAGUACUGCAACCAAGACUCCCAAGCAGCGGCCCAUGGUGCCCUGGUUCGGGCCUUGGGUGAUGGGGUGGCCGCCGGCCGCCUGCAUGCGGCUGACCUUCAGCUCGGAGCUCUCGUGGCCACGGGAGCUCUGCGGAGCGACGCUUUGGUACAUGGCUUGGUCAGUAGCUUUCUUCACACAUUAGAGGGCUCCUGGAAGAACAGCAGGCGCAAGAGAUCGGGAUCGCACAUCGACGAGGCUGCCAUCAUGGAUGCUGUCCAGACACUUGGCCGAGGUGCCGAGCUCCAUGCAAUGCUAGACAGGUUCAGGGUCAACCCCGAUGUCGUGAAGCGUGUCAACCUCGCCAAUCCGGCCUUCCCCGACAGCUUCAUGUCUCUGACGAGGCCAGGUCAGCUCAAGGAUGGCUUCGUGAGGGUUCAUGAACUUCUCAAGGCCUCUUCGGAACGGCUCCACAUCAUCUUGGAUGAGACAACUUGGAGUGCCAGCUACCAGCAGGCUCGCCUCUUGCAGGAGGGCCAGGAUCGCAUCAUCGGUGGCGCCUGGGAUCCACAUGGAGGCGAGGAUUGGUCGUGUCUAACACCCGAGGAUCAUCCUCUGAACCUGUUGCCCAAGGACCGCCUGGCUAAGACCGCCUUGCACUUCGUGGCUCACAGAACAGACAACGUUCGGUAUGUGUUUGAGGUCGCUUGCAUGCCAACCGCCACGGUGAUCGGUUGUUCGAAGACGAUGCUGCAACUGCUCGGGCAGGUCUGCGAGCAGUACAGGGCAGGGUCGGGAGGUUUGGCUCCUGCGGGCGUGGCUUUCGACGGUUGCACUGCGAAUGCCCGCAUCAACAGCUUGUUCAUCGGUCUCUUGCCGAAGUCGGAGUGGGAGGCUCUCCCUUUCUUCUCCGGCUGCCAUGUGGAGUACUUGACCAAGCUCCGGUAUUGGCCUUACGGCCAGCUUCGGCAUGGAUCGGAGCUGAUGUGCUCCUUCCAUGGUGCCUGGCACUUGCAAAAGCGCUUUGCACUUCAGGUGCUGAGUGGAGCACGCAAAGCUCGCUUCGCCGAUGUCUGGGUCGACCUCGCAUCACAGCUCCAGGCAAAGCUACCUAUCCGGGCCUUUGUGGUACAAGAUCAUCAAAGCGACCGCGACUCCAUCUCGCGGAUGUCGCCGCCCUUCUUGACGAGGACCUGGUCGGCACUGGGGCAGCACUUCCAUGCUCUGAUCGCCGCCCUCAUGAUGAGUGGAGCGACGGCUUCGAGAGGGUUCUCCAAGCUGCAGCAUGCAUCGAACUCAUUCUCGGCAUUUUACCUGUUGUGCUUGCAUGUGGUGUACAACAACCACAAGAAGAGGGACAAGAGCCAGAGCAUCCACCAGACAACGGUUCGCAAUGCAGGUGCACUCUGUGCCAACAUCAUCACCUCCACCAUGACUUCUUUGGAGCCGAAGCUAGUCCAGGAACGGCCUGUUGAGGAACAUUUCUCCCGGGUCAAGGCUCCGUACAGGGGCCAGCCGACACUUCGUGACGGUCUUUUCGGGCUCGCCCGCCUCAACGGUCGUCAAGCCAAGCAGCUGGAAAAGGAGACAGCGGAUUCCUUGUCGGCUGCCCAGACGGUUCAGUGCCGGGAGCCACUCACGGAGGAGAAUCGCCAAACCGAUCUGCUAGCCAAGAUUGCGAACAAGUCCCUGGCGUCCGCCAUCCAGUACUUCUGCAUGCACUGUGUCGACGAGACUCCCGACGAGCUCAGCUUCAAGUUCUUUCAUUGGUGGAAGAACAGCAGUGAGAGUUACUUCCGCGCUUCGGUAGCCGUGGAGGCCGACGACGACGAGCAUCCGCCCGAGGCCGAGGUUCAGGAGGCGGGUGAUGAUGCUGUGCAGCUGCACCACCUCCAGCUUCUGGAAGCCGUGCAGGACAGAGCUGUGGUGAUGGAGGAGCUCCAGAGAGGUCCCGAUGAGGAAGCUGUUGACGCUGCCGCUCCAGAGCUCGAGGAGGUUCCGGAUCCAGAGGAGUUGGUGCCUCGCGACGAGGACGGCGAGGAAGGCAGCCACCAGCCCAUGACCUUGCAGGACAUUGUGCGGAAGGCCAUGGCGAAGCCUGCAUUCUCCAAGUACAUCGUCGGCGAAGAGGGCGGCCAAGGAUCUUACCCAGCUCUGCAACGUGCACGGCUCGUGAUGGGGCCUGCCCGUGAGUUCAUUCGCCUGGUGCGGCUCGAAGAGGGUGUCUUGUCUCAGGCACUGCUAGAGAACCGCCGGACCAACCUCAACCUUUUCAACCUUCGCGAGGCGGAGCUCGCGGCAGCCCGGAGGGCAGCCUCCGUUUGUGCGCAGCGGACAAGCAGGGCAGCAGCUUGGCAGAAGGCGACGGAGAAGUUCGUGGCAGGCUUCCUGGAGAAGCCUGGAGCUGAUGCGGGCCUGCAGGCUGUGCAAGCCUUCCGACAUUUGAGCGAUGAGAAUCCUCAGAUCGUGGUGUACCAGCGCAAGGGAAUCGAUGCAGCUCCAGGAUUGGGCGUGGUGCUCACCGUGUUUCGAGGCUCCUUGACAAAGCAAGGAGACAAGCUCGUGGUCAGGACGAGCAAGCCGGCAGCCACUGACCUUCCAGUGUCGAGCACCCGCAGAGUGCAUCUGGCCGUGCUUUCUGAGGGUGACCGAGAGUUGUGUUUUCAUACCUCUUGCAUCUCCGAAGUGCUCCUGCUCGACCCCGUGAACACCAUCUAUGCCGAGGUUCGUGCCAAGUGCCAGGCAAGCCAGACCCGUCUUCAUGUGCAGCUCGAUGCAUCCACGGCCAAUGACAGCAAGAGAAUGGGCAAGAAGGUCCUUCCACAGGUGACCGGAGACGAGCUGCCAGAGACGGAGACCGCAGCUCAGCCCGCUUCCGCAGCUGCUGAUGUGACAGUGGUCUUCAACGACCGAUCCUUCAUGAGAGCGGAGCUCGAGCAGGCAUGCAUCAAGUUCAUGAAAGGCCUCCUUGAGAUGUACACCUCUGCCGGGCAAAGCUGGGUCGUCGAGGGCUACGUCACUCUCUCCAAAGGGAAAAACCUCAAGCAGAAGUGGGAUGUCCUUUUGGCCUCCGUGCCGAGCUACUUCCUAAGCCUCUUCUCCAAGCAAAAAGGAUACGCCUUCAGCAAGUCCGUGUAUGCAAAGCUUUCCGAGCUGGUUCCGAAGGAAGGUGGUGCCGCCACCUCCAAGGGUCUCGUGAUCAAGUUUCUGGUUGGCGUUCACUCGUCCACCAAGCCAGCGGUGGUGAUGCCGGUGUUCUCGACCAGGAUGACGAAUGCAUGGCAGCGGGAGGACAACUGGGCCGUCGAUCUCAGCUUCGACUUCCAGGAUUUCAUCACCGAGGCGGACAAAAAGGAGUACAACAUCUCCAUGGAAGACCUUGGCAUUGACGAGCUGAAGCGGCUGAAGUCCGCUGCAGAGACAGAGCUCCAGUCUCGCGAAGGCACUGACGAGAGCAGCGAGGCGGUGCUGGGUGCGUCCGGGCAGUCAAACGCAUCGGCAAAGGCCUGCGGCUUCCAGCACUACACCGGGAAUCGACAUACAGAGCUUUGCUUCUGCCAGCUCGCCGGAAACCCCGGCUGCUCCGACCAGCGAUGUGCUUGUCCGCAGGGGUGCGGCUCGCAUGUCACGUGGAGAAGUGCCACCACAGUCACUUUCAAGAACCGGGCGCGAGCCCACGGAUGCCACCCAUCCACUGUUCUGCUGACUGUUCCGAAGGCGUACUAUGCAACGCCUGCAGAUCUCAAGCAAUGCGGUGACGAAGCCAUAGAUGCAACUUCCUGCUUUGCUUGCGGAGCAGAGAAAGUCAGCGAAGUGCUCUAG